Messenger RNA from Aspergillus pseudonomiae, 916 nucleotides. RefSeq lists its product as uncharacterized. NCBI's taxonomy places the organism in Eukaryota, Fungi, Ascomycota, Eurotiomycetes, Eurotiales, Aspergillaceae. The record is from RefSeq and is a predicted model, not a curated record. The annotation marks the transcript as partial. The transcript has 2 exons.
UUUUUUACAUCGAUCGUUGCCUUUGAUGUUUUGCCCCCACUUUUGGACGCCUGAACGUACCAGCAUUGUAGACACCGUCCAUAUCACCAAACGAAGCUUACACAGCUAAAUCUCCAAGAAGAGCUACUCUUCUGCCCUCAGCUACCAGAACAUCCUCAACUUGAACCUGAAAUUAUAUCACCUGAGUAGCCCAAUCAAGCCUCUGGAUUACGUUACAUAGAGGUGGCCGCCUUAGGGCCACGCAAAAAUGUUAGACUGGCUGAAGGCCCUAUUUACGAAAAAGGAAGAGUCGACCGCGCCCUCGCGAAGAGCCAAGAGGGCAACGAAACGCGCGAGAAAGGCGCGGGCGAAACGACGGGCUGAGCUGGAAGAGGAACUCAGACGUAGGAGGAUGGGAGAUGGAAAAGUUCCCUUCUUUAUGGGUUCUGUGAUACCCGUCUUAUGGGGCACGCCGGGCCAGAGUGUUGAGAAGCAGCAUGAUCGGAAUACUGUUGUGAGGUAGAGUUGAAUCAACUAAAUUUCUGGACUCGGGACUUGAUUAGGGUGGCCAGGAUAGCAUAUAUCACAAUAUCCUGAGAACUUGGAUAAUAACGAUUAAAUACAGAGGGAACUGUAGUGCUGCUUGGUGGAGGACCAAGAUCUGAUUGACAAGAAGCAUGGGAUUCUGAAGAUAGGGUCGAAAUUACUGAGAGCCAUAGGAUGGAGGCCCCAGGGAGGGUUAUUUUGCAAGCUGUUGAUUAUUUGCACUAUUAACAAUACAUUGUCCUCUAAUACAGGCACUAUGUAUAGUCUGGGCCAUGACUCUGUUAGUCGCAGUCUUAUCAUAAUGACAACUGUCAUCUUUCGGCUCUUUAUUAGUGACUGUAUAUACUACUAUUGUGCGGGGACCGGCCGAAUAAGUUUGGGAUCGAGGUUU